AUGGAAAAGAUAGCCCAGAAAGAACAGAAAACGCCAGGAAAAACUGUACAGCCUACAAGUCCUGAGAGUAAGUGUCCUACUCCUGGAUGCAACGGUACAGGUCAUGCUACAGGACUCUACUCACAUCAUCGAAGCGUCAGGGUUGCUGGCUGUCCUAUCGCCGCUAAGAAGAGAAAACUCUCCUCCGGAGAUCACUCCAGCGAGAAGACCAAAAGGAACGAAAAGAAGAGCACAACACAGACUAUCGAAAAUUUGAACAAUGCGGAUAACGAAGAAGAUAAGCCAUCUACAUUAAAAGAGGAAGAUGAAGAAAGAUGUGCUUCCAAAACGGACAAAUGUUCAACGGAAAGUUUGCAGCUGGAAGAAGUAGAUGACGGGAAAACGGAAGUGAUGACGCCCGUUGAUGAAGCCGAAACGAGCACAGAGGAGACGGAGAAGGUGGACGAGUUGCCAAAGCGGCAAACGGAAGAGCCGAUGGAAGUUGAUGAAGAUACUAAAAGGAUUCAAGAAGCCGAAGCUGCUUUGAGAAGUCUAACUGGCGAUUUUGGUGAAGGAGCCGGUUUUUAUGUGGAACCCGACGAUAAACCCAUGUUCGAGAACUUAUUCGAAAAGAAAGACAAUGUUAAACCAUCUGGAGAGUCGGUAACCAAUUCGUGGAAAGAUGUUGUCAAUCUGAGUGCCUCUAGUAGUUCUUGUGGAAGCAUUGACAGGUCGCCGCUUCGAUCUCCCAUUUUGUCUCCUGUGUCGACUGUGAAAGAGGAGAGGAGAGACGAUUCGGAAUCAAGUCCGUGUUCAUGUAUUUACCGCGAAAGGGAACAACAUUGUCAGGCAGUGGAAAUCAAAAUGGAAGAUAUGGUCGAUACCAUGGAAGAAGAAGAUCAACCCCAGAGUCCCGAAAUGGCUCCUCAACCGGCACAUACAGGGUCUGUAACUUACGGAUCACGUGAAAUGUAUAUGUAUCAUCCACAACAACACGAUAAACCGGACUCUUACGACGUAGAGAAUUUAUUAAAAAUAGAAGAAGAGUGCGCAAAUAUUCAAUCAAUCAUGGCUUCUCAGCAGCAAUACGGACCACCUCAUGCGGUUUGUAAGGACGAUGGCGGUAUGGACGACGCCGUGACUCACGAAGUACCAAUGUAUAGACCGAGCUGUCAAAAUGUAAUUAGUGUUCCUCCCCCCGUAACUAAAAUUGAAAGAGUGUGUGAUCCGGGAUUAGAAUUUACCGGUUCUCCACAGUGUCAUUCCCCAGGUACUCAGUACUCUUCUCCCAUACCCUGCGAUACCGGACAGAUACUUCAUUCGUCAUGUUAUCAACCUCAGUUUCCAACCCCCAUCUCUCCAUCGACACCCACUACCACUUCGUGUGCAGUAGAAGAAAGUGCCCAAGGUAAAAGAUACGCUAUUCUCGAAGCCAAGCUCCAGGAACCGCCAAAGAGGUCGAUGAGUUUCGAAGAGCAUCUUCUGCCAAUCCCCGAUGAUGAUAAUCCUCUAGUCAUCGACGAGAGUCGACUUAGACCUCUAGACGACGACGAAACUAAUAGUGAACAUUCAAUGAGCCCGAUUCCAGUCAGUCAUAACGAAGUUCCGUACACCACGACAGCCACCAGUGGUCUUUCCACGGGUAUGCCAGCUUUCUCAAUGGACAGUAUCAAAGUGGAAAAACAGUUGAUGGAUUGUCAACCGCCUACACCUGAAGGUUCGAAAGGUAAAAGAGAUGAAGUUAGUAAAUUACAACAUGCAACGCUGAAUUGGACCAUUUUCCGAUCGAAUUCGUCAGAUCGAGUAUUGAGGCCCAUGUGUUACGUUAAACAGCUGGAUCUUCAAGAUUAUAAAUAUCCAGGAUACGUAUCCACGCCGACACCCAGGACACAGCUAGCUAAAGAAUUAGAGAAGUAUAGCAAGCCACCUCCUUCCGAUUAUGGUUACGAUGUACAUAAAUAUUAUAAUCGACCUAUCGCACCCAAACCCAAAACGACAGAAGUUAUGGAAAGAGAACCUAGUAUGCAUUCCAAACAAGGGACAACGUAUAAGCAGGAGUACCAGUACGAACCUCAGAUUCCAGCAGCCAUCAACUUGUCAACCAAAAAUUUGGAGCCAGUCAUUGACUUGUCGGCAACAGGAAACCGCACGGUGACCUUACAGUCGUUGGAUCUUAGUGUCAACAGAGUUGUCGGUGUUCCAUCUAGCCCCCAUCCAGCGAUUGUCCCAGCGGGAGGCCAGAGACCAUCAGUGCUGGUGACGCCAAAACCCAUGUAUCCACCCAACCCCGUCCCGGAAACCGAACAGACGGAACCAGUCGAUUUCUCGACGGGUCACGUGACACCCCGACCGGAAGUGUCUGAUCCCGUAAUAGCCGGUGCUGCCACCACCACGGCAGUCAUCCACCAUCCCGGAUCUCCUCCCGCUGUCAGCAGGACUCCGAUGGAACCAGCUCCUAUGUCUCCACCGACAACGCUUCCGAUUGCCGUGUCGCCUCACUGCUCACCUUCUCCUCAACCUCCUCACUCACCCUACCAACAGCUGCACUCCAUCCAACCUCCUCAAUCUCCCUAUCCUCAGAUCCAGAGUCCGGUAGUGGGAGGAGAAGCUGUCAGGUCACUAUCUCAUGUCACCGUAGGAGAUUAUGGAGCAUCCGAGAAAGAAAAGUGUCCGACACCCGGAUGUGACGGUUCUGGUCACGUGACCGGUAAUUAUUCUUCGCACCGAAGUCUGUCGGGAUGUCCGCGAGCUAACAAACCGAAAAAAUUACUCGGAAGAGAAGACAAAUCGGAAUCGGAACCGUUGCGCUGCCCUAUACCUGGAUGCGAUGGUUCAGGACAUGUUACUGGAAAAUUUCAAUCUCACCGAAGAAUUUCAAAAAGAAGCAUGAUUCCAAUCAUCCUACACAAUUUGACUAGUUCAAGUGCAUCUGGAUGUCCAUUGGCUAACAAAAAUAAAAUGAGGCAUGAAACUUUAGGAAAUGAUGGCAGACCAAUCAAAUCAGAAGGAGUAAGUUGUCCCACACCAGGUUGUGAUGGUAGUGGUCAUGCAAAUGGCAGUUUUCUAACACAUCGUAGCUUGUCAGGUUGUCCAAGAGCAUCUCAUGCUAUGAAAAAAGCAAAAAUGUCAAAUGAAGAAAUCAAUAUAACAAUAAAACCAAAUCCAAUUCUUAUUUUUAAGUUGUUUGUUAUUUCAUAUGAAAUGGUUUUUGCAUCUGGAUGUCCAUUGGCUAACAAAAAUAAAAUGAGGCAUGAAACUUUAGGAAAUGAUGGCAGACCAAUCAAAUCAGAAGGAGUAAGUUGUCCCACACCAGGUUGUGAUGGUAGUGGUCAUGCAAAUGGCAGUUUUCUAACACAUCGUAGCUUGUCAGGUUGUCCAAGAGCAUCUCAUGCUAUGAAAAAAGCAAAAAUGUCAAAUGAAGAAAUCAAUAUAACAAUAAAACCAAAUCCAACUGAGAUGGAGAAUGAUGCUGAUAUCAGAGCUUUAGAAGAAGAAAUUUUGGAACUUCAAGAAUACAAUGCAAAAGUUGAGUCAGAAAUGAUAAAAUUAAGAACUGACAUAACACAAAUGGAACAACAUAUUCGAACAACAGAAAGAGAUAAUCAAUCAUUUGCACAGAAGACAAAUCAUUUAUCUGAGUACUAUGAGUCAUUAAGAAAUAAUUUUAUUUCCUUAUUGGAUCAUGUAAAAAUUCCAAAUUUUGACGAAAAGCCCAAUGCUGAUAAUUUUGAUACUUAUCUUAAUAAACUUCAGUCUCUCUGUAUGGAUAGUUACAGAGAUGAAAAUAAAACUGUCUUUAAUUCUGUCAAACAAGCACUUCAAGAUUUUACUAUGCCAUUUACAAAAUGUUAUAUCUCAAGCAAGAGAGAAAAACAGAACAAUCUUGAAUAGAGAGAAAAAUAAUAAAGUUUUUUGUAUAUGAUUUUGUUUACAUGUGAUCAAAUGAUUAUGGAUUAUAUUGAGUAUUUAAAUAUAUUUUAUCCCUCAUAUUUUCAGUAUUAAAAGUAUUGUU
Messenger RNA from Centruroides sculpturatus (bark scorpion), 3991 nucleotides. Its product is annotated as myelin transcription factor 1-like. Gene Ontology annotation, molecular function: DNA-binding transcription factor activity, RNA polymerase II-specific; RNA polymerase II cis-regulatory region sequence-specific DNA binding; zinc ion binding. Gene Ontology annotation, biological process: regulation of transcription by RNA polymerase II. The coding region runs from base 1 to 3870 and encodes 1289 amino acids. NCBI's taxonomy places the organism in Eukaryota, Metazoa, Arthropoda, Arachnida, Scorpiones, Buthidae. Gene Ontology annotation, cellular component: nucleus. The record is from RefSeq and is a predicted model, not a curated record. The transcript has 18 exons.